AUAGAACUGAAGAGGCCAAAAUAAUGAUCUUCAUUUUGGCGUUGCACCGAUAGUCGGGCUUUUCCUCGCCCGCGCGCCGGCCGCUAAGUCAGGUUGACGUCUGGGCAAGUUACUUGCUGGCUGGUGAACUGAUGCUGGUGUCACAAGUACCCCUGCUCCAACCAACAUCCAAUCUCCAGCUCCCAAAAUAUUUCCCCAAACCUUAACUUGCUCCGUACAACAACAGUUGUCACAUCACCUCACCUGCAAGAGUCUCUUCUUCCCCUUCUUUCCGCUUGUUUAUGUUUAUUUCUUGUGCUAUUCCCUCGACUACAUCCUGGAACCUCUCUCCGUCGUCGCGGCGGUGCAUUGUUUGACGACUUGCGAAUUGAUUUGACUCUGUUGGCCGUCCCCGUGUCUCACCGCAACCAAAUGAUUGAGCAGCGAACGAAACGAAACGAAACGUUUAUCACGACCUCAUUGAAUGCAGCGACUUUAAUAAUACGCGAUCCUUGAUGACCUCCUCAGAAUUCGACUAUUAAUCCCCUUACGAGUCUGUCCUUACCAUAAUUAAUUCGCAGCUUCGGUCAUCCUGCAUGUGCCACUACAGUUCUCGAUUGAUACGAUACCGCCAACGGGACUCCUUCCCGUCAAUAUUCCGCUACCGCUCGACAUAAGCCGAUCGCUUCGUGUCCCUCACCGAACGUACACGACCCAUACUCGGUCUCCCUCCUCGCGGCGUGGCCAGGCGGCAUCCGGCGCGGAGGGAUGCAGGCCCUGAAAGGACAAGCAGAGCUUGUGCGCAAGGCAAAGCUUGCUCGCUCGUAUCAGGAGCUUCUCGACGAAUUCGCGAGCCAUGACCUCAAAUCUGUUGGCAACUACGCUCUUGGGAGACUGAUCGGGAAGGGAUCUUUCGGAAAAGUCUACCUGGCGUCGCAUAAACUGACCAAUGGCUCCAAGGUCGUUCUCAAGUCUGCCAACAAGGGCGACUCGAACCUUGCACGAGAAAUCCACCAUCACCGGCAGUUCAUACAUCCACAUAUAGCAAGAUUAUACGAAGUUAUUGUCACUGAAAACAUGGUCUGGAUGGUUCUGGAGUACUGUUCUGGCGAUGAACUCUACAACCACCUACUCGAGCACGGUCCACUCCCUGUUUCGAAAGUGCAAAAGAUCUUCACACAGCUCGUUGGCGCAGUUAGCUAUGUUCACAAUCAGUCAUGUGUCCAUCGAGACCUGAAGCUUGAGAACAUCCUCUUCGACAAGCACGAAAACGUCAAACUGGUCGACUUCGGUUUCACAAGAGAGUACGAGGGGAGGACGAACCACCUACAAACGUUUUGCGGCACCAUCUGCUAUUCUGCACCCGAGAUGCUCAAGGGCGAAAAGUACGCUGGUGAAAAGGUUGAUGUUUGGAGUUUGGGCAUCAUCCUCUAUGCACUGCUGUGUGGUGAACUUCCCUUUGAUGACGAUGACGAUAAUAUUACCCGGACCAAGAUCCUGAGCGAGGAUCCCAAAUUUCCCGAUAAUAUGCCCCCCGAGGCUAUUCCUUUAAUUAAGGCAUUAUUAUCGAAAAGGCCAUUGUUACGUCCAUCGCUGCCCGAGAUUCUUUCGAAUUCAUUCUUGGCUGAACAUGCUCCGACACAGAGAGCCAUUCUAGAUGUCCAGCAACCGCCCCCUUUCUCGACGCCCUUGGAGAAGGAUUGCUUACAGAGGAUGCGAAGUUCUGGUGUCAAUAUUGACGGAGUGAUUGAAAGCGUGUUGGCACAGAAGUGCGAUGCUUUGGCUGGCUGGUGGGCUCUGUUAUUAGAAAAGGAACAACGCAAGAUGCAGCGCAGGGAGAAGAAGAGAAGAGAAAGGGAGAUCGACAGCCGCAGCAUUCGACGGCUAUCCGCGGCAUCUAGUCGGCUAGAAAGAAUGGCUCCAAUCCUACACGAAGUUGACGAGGCGAACGGCACCGGGCGACAUUUGAGACUUGAACCGUCAAACUCCCGAAACAGGGGGAGGAGCGAGCGACGAAGCGCACAUUACGUCGACUAUGUGGUAACUGACCUUCCACAGCUUCCAGAGGUUGGUAGGGACUCCGGAGGAAUGAACGAAGAUGGCGAUCAUCCUCCGCCACCUGUUGACAAAGACUCGAUAAGGUCCGUGUCAACAUCUCGCCAGCGCAGGCCUAUUCCACCACCUAAGGAGGGUUUAAUACGCAGUGCUCGGUCUCGAGGCUCUACUCUUCACCUUGUCACGACUUCGGACGCACUGGCUUCGAAUGCUAGUGACGAACAUCACCAGCACAACGGCCAUGGGAGGCCAAAAAGGAGACCUAGUCAACCACUGAUAUCCCACUGGAAGAAUAUGACACAUUGGCUUGUCGAAAGUGCGACAAGGAGGAGACGUGGCCACGCCAGGCGAACCAGCCAGAGCACCCCCGACCUACACAAGAAGGAGGGGAGCACAGCGAGCAGUAAAGAUGGGAGUUCGCGACCACAGACAAGCAAAUAUCCUAACUCUACCUCGCCAGGAACACAGCCAACUGCUUCACUGCCGAAGGGAGUCGUGGCUAACGGCCAGAAGACCUAUCAGGCUGGGAGCAGUACCCAGCGAACGGCAUCGGGAAGCCUGGCGUCACCAACAAUUCCGCCACCUCGGAUCGCAACAUCGUACAAACGACAGUCAUUGUCUCCUUCUCCUCUUACACCGAGAUCGACUGUCAGGCGGUCGUCAGCUGGACUUCGGGGCCGAAAGUCGACAUCAUCCUCGGUAUCCUCUGUUCGAUCCAUCCAUCAUCACCAUCACUCGCAUUCCAAGGCGUCGUCUACGAGCUCCGCUGCUUCGUUCUCUACUUCGAUGUCCAAGACACCUCUUCAACGAGGGCAUUCACCACACCACUCAGUCAAGGUGCUUCCAGCAACACCCACGUCGCAUGCCUUCCCAUCCAAUAUUCGUCUCGUGCGAGCGACUCCGCCGACUCUGAAUAUGUUCAAUGAAGGCAUGCCAUCCGAAGGUCCCCCACAAGCUCCAGGUUCGCCUAACCCUUUUGCAUCAGGCAUCAUGUUCGCCAAGCGGAAACGGAAUUUGUUCAAGGGCCCGACACUAAACAAUUUUGGUGGGCCCUCUCAAAGCCAACGCAACAGUGGCUCCGGUUCGCAUUCCCGCAGCGCUAGUGCCUCUGGCCUGGGACGCCGAUCUGGAGAAAUCACGAUUCAAGAAGAAGACGAGGGGUCCGAAGACGACGACGACGACGAUGUCGAAGAAGUUGAUGUUUUUAGUCCGGUGAUAGGUGGCCCGGGGGAGCGGAUCGAGGAGCAGAUCUUUGAAGAGAAUGAGCCUCAGCCGAGCCUAGAACCAGCGCCAACCAUCAUUCAAAACAAGUCAGAAGGCCCGUCCACGGCCACUGCGGGGAAGGCACCUGCGACUUGAUGAAAAUUCUCCGUUAGAAAGCAGUUCAACGACUUGACGAAUUAUACUAGAUAAUUUCCUGGACGACAGUGUUGGAAUCGCUUCAUUACAGGGUCCCAAAGCUCUGCGGUACAACGCUGUUUCUGUUUCUGUUUCUGUUUUUAUUCGUCUCCGAUUCUUCAGCUUUGGCAUCAUUCGUCGAAACAUCGAAUGGCGCAUAGCCCCUUAUGGAUACCUCUUUUUGUUAUAUACGAUCAUGGAACGAUAGAGCUUAACAGACUAUUAUUUAUGCGUUUGCAAAUCAGCCAGCCUUGCUUGUCUUAGUAACUUGUUCUAGAUGAGAAUCUAUCAGCCAUUCACUUUGUUUCUUGGCUUGUUCGGUCUUUCUGCAAGCUCCAUAGCCCUUGCGUGAGUCGCGUAAAUAAUUUUGAGUAUCUAAUUCUUUCGAGUGUUUCGUUGUCUCGUCCAAAGAACACCUUCCAACAAUCGCUCAGUGAUACUAACUAA
Messenger RNA from Fusarium verticillioides 7600, 3879 nucleotides. RefSeq names its product CAMK/CAMKL protein kinase. The transcript has 5 exons. Gene Ontology annotation, molecular function: protein serine/threonine kinase activity; ATP binding. Gene Ontology annotation, biological process: protein phosphorylation; intracellular signal transduction. Bases 748 to 3393 code for a protein of 881 amino acids. Gene Ontology annotation, cellular component: cytoplasm. The record is from RefSeq and is a predicted model, not a curated record. NCBI's taxonomy places the organism in Eukaryota, Fungi, Ascomycota, Sordariomycetes, Hypocreales, Nectriaceae.